CGGCUACGAGUUCGACACACCGCCACGUUCGGAGUACGGUGACAACGAAUUUGUGCCGGUUACAAUUCUACGUUAUGCGCCCACAAAUACCGAAUCAGCUUCGGUUAUGUCGCCGCCCUUACUCCCGCCCUCGCCUUUGAGUUCCUGCUCCAGUGCACCUGCUUCACCAGCUUGUUCUUCGCCUGCAAAUUCGGCCAUUAUGUCUCCUGAUCUUUCUCUUGUAAAAAUGGAAUCAAAUGCAUACGACGCACGGGAUCAUGAGACGCUACGAGGGGCGCUUGAAGAUACAUCUUUCCAACGAAGAUUGAAUUUGCGCCCACUGUCGUUGGAAGCGUUGUGGCCUUCGACAGGCAAACAAGAUCGUGACGAAAUUGCACAAGAAGAAUUAGAUGGAAACAUGGAUUUUUUGCACAUGGAUCUCGAUUUUGAUGGAUUGGAACAAUUAGACGUUGAGGAAGAUUUACGCCCAGUUUUGUCAAUGGCUUUGGAGCAGGUUAAGAAGGAUGUCAUGGCCACUUGCUCUCUGCUCAAUAUUUCUCCAGAUCCAUGUGCUUGGAGCGUGGAGCAAUCUCGAUCGUGGUUAAAAUGGACUGCAGCGCAAUUUUCCCUUCCUGCUCCUUGUGAAUCAAAUUUCAAUGAGGAUGGAUCGGCUCUAACUCAAUUGCCAGAACACGUAUUCGUAGCCAGAGAACCUCAGUCGGGUAGUAUACUGUAUGCCCAACUUGAGAUAUGGAAAGCAGCCAGAUUGGAACAAUGUUUGCAGUGCGGAUCUGAAGCCGAGGAUGAAGAACCUCCAUCCCUAACAAUGCCCUGCGAUACUGACGACGUUUUGGACACAACGAACUUAUCUGGUAGGUCUGCACCCUCGCCUGCACCUUCUACCAACGGAAACGGUACCGGUACUCAAAGACAAGGUAGUUCACAUAUUCACCUUUGGCAAUUUUUAAAAGAACUUCUAGCGGGUCCUCAGACCCACGGAUCGGCUAUUCGCUGGAUCGAUAGAAGCCGUGGAGUCUUCAAAAUAGAAGAUUCGGUCCGAGUCGCCAGACUUUGGGGAAAACGUAAAAACAGGCCUGCUAUGAACUAUGAUAAAUUAUCCAGAUCGAUAAGACAAUAUUACAAAAAAGGCAUUAUGAAAAAAACAGAACGCAGUCAAAGACUCGUUUAUCAGUUUUGUCAUCCAUACUGUUUGUAA
Molecule: messenger RNA, 1195 nt
Organism: Ctenocephalides felis (cat flea)
Lineage: Eukaryota; Metazoa; Arthropoda; Insecta; Siphonaptera; Pulicidae
Product: DNA-binding protein D-ETS-4-like
Biological process (GO): cell differentiation; regulation of transcription by RNA polymerase II
Cellular component (GO): nucleus
Molecular function (GO): DNA-binding transcription factor activity, RNA polymerase II-specific; sequence-specific DNA binding
Source: RefSeq, a predicted model, not a curated record